CUUCGUCCAAUAGCACAAUGGCAUCGUCAAAUCAUCGUGGCGGUGGGGGAGGAGGCGUCGGUGGUGGUAGCGGUUCGGGUCUACAAAUUGGCUCGGCGUGGUUUCAACGCAAAAUCAACUUACGACCACAGCAUCGAGGUGUUCAUUUAGUAACAGAAGAAAUACUUAGACAAAUGCCCGAAUUGGGACAAUUUUCAGUUGGAUUAUGUCAUGUGCAAAUUCUUCACACAUCAGCGAGUUUAGCGUUAAAUGAAAGUUGGGAUCCAGAUGUAAGAGACGAUAUGGAAAUGAUGUUAAAUAAAAUAGUUCCCGAAGGCUUACCCUACAGGCAUUCAUGCGAAGGACCCGACGAUAUGCCAGCGCAUGUGAAAGCCUGCUUUCUCGGUAGUUCAUUGACAAUCCCUAUAACCGAUGGUAAAUUAUCGCUUGGCACAUGGCAAGGUGUUUGGCUAUGCGAGCAUCGUGAUCAGGCGGGCUCACGUAAAUUGGUUAUAACAUUAUCUGGGUGUCCGCGUGAAACGGUACGUAGUCCGUUGUCGCCUGUAUCACCAAUUGCAUCAACAUCCAGUUAGGGAAGGCCUCGCU
Molecule: messenger RNA, 585 nt
Organism: Teleopsis dalmanni
Lineage: Eukaryota; Metazoa; Arthropoda; Insecta; Diptera; Diopsidae
Product: UPF0047 protein YjbQ
Exons: 4
Coding region: 18-572 (184 amino acids)
Source: RefSeq, a predicted model, not a curated record